CAUGGCGGUCGCAGGUCCUUCGGAGGGUUAGUUUGCCGAUAUUCGUCUUGAUGAUGGCGACCCAGAAACCCGGAGAAUGGGUGCAGUCUCUCAUAAACCGAUUUGAUGCACAGCUUCCUAUAAAAACUGGUCUACACUCAACGCAGUCCAUGCAAAAUGUAGAGCAGAAUAAGGAAUGUCUGAUAAACGUGAGCCGACACAAGUUCCGAGAGGUCAUCAACGGGCUGACCAAGACGCUCGGAUCAGUAUCCACCACACGCAUCCAUGGCCCGGAGGCGGAGCGGAAUUAUUACGAGUCUCAGCUCAUCAUCCUAGAUACACUAGAGAAAGUGCUCACGUCACAACCCAAAGACACAUCAAGACUGGAUGAAGCUAUCUAUGUGAAACUGUUACUACCUGAAAUCUGUAAGUUUCUCAACCAACAAAAUGAAAAUACCUUAAUUUCAAAUCUUAAGAUUUUGUCGUCAAAGGUCCUGUUUGCUUUAAGUCUUAACAACUUCACAGCCGUCUUCAACAGGAUAUCUGCCAAGUUAAUGACCCUGUCUGGUUGUAGCGAUGACCAGUCCGACCUCUCCGACCUUGAACUUAUCCAGCACAUCAAUGUGGACAUCCAUCGACUCAUCAAACUUAUUAUUGAGGUUGUGUCCAAGUUCAAAUUACUCAAGUCAAAGCAGGUCAUCUUGACUCUGGCCUCGAAUCUAGAGAAGGCAAUAUGGAACUGGAUGGAUAAUUACCCAGAGGAGUUCACGGAUCUGCAGAAAAAACCAAAUGAAGAUUUACAAGAUUGCUGUGAUAAACUGUUUGAGCAUUUCAAUACCUGUAUGGAGAGUUCAAAGAAGAAGGCAGCUGCCAACUGGCCACUACAGAUGAUGCUACUUGUACUCUGUCCUAAAAUUUUGGAAGAAAUAAACAAUGCUGAUGGUGGGGCUCCGUGCUCUCCCCAGCACGUGAAAAAGAAACAAUUCAUAGAUGAUGUAAAGAAAGCGAUAUCGCCUCACCAUGGCGGGAGUAAACAAUUGGCUGAGGGUGCGGCUGUGACUUGUGUGCGUCUGUGUAAGGCGUCUACCUACAUCAGUAUCAACGACCGACUCAACGUCCUCUUCUCCCUAGUACAGUCGGUCAUCAGUGACCUCAAGACGUUGCUGUUUAACCCACCUCCGAAUAGUAAGCCAUUCUCGCGCAGUCAGAGCAGCAUUGGCCUUGACCUCGAUCUAUAUAUAGAUUGCUUCGUAUCCUGUUUCCGUGUGACACCACAUAACAAUGACGUGCUGAAGGUGUGUCUGAACCCAUUGUCUCCUCCCGUCUAUCACUGUGUGCUGGUCAACGCUCUUCACCGCAUCAUCACACAGCCGCGCUUGCCCUGGUGGCCAAACAUCAACAUUAUCUACAGUAAGGCGGCUGAGCUGAGGAGUAUGUUUACCGACACACUCAACAAAGUCACCCAAGGAAUGGCCAGUCAUAACGCACCCAAAGGCACCACCCUCCCAUACGUACAUAACAUUACAAAACUGACCCUGUACAAGUUAAAUAAGCCGACAGAUGAAACUGUGACAACGUGUCGUUGUCUGUUGUUGUGGAUUGUCCGGCUGAUCCACGCAGAUCCUCACCUAAUGCUCCACGUAUGUACAGGGGGUCACAUGUCAACAGGGAAGAAUCAGGGUAAGCCGGGACACGAGAUACAGAGCAGUACACUAGAACUGAUGAACGGCCUCGUGUCACUGGUCCAUCAGCAAUGGAUGCCGGAUGUGUCCAAGGAGGCCAUGGAGGCCCUGCUUUGUCUCCACCAGCCUGAGAAUAUUGAACUCUGGAAUCCAGAGUCUCCUAUCAACACCUUCUGGGACGUCAGUUCCCAGGUGCUGUUUUCCAUAUCCCAAAAGCUAAUUCAGCGGCAGCUUAUUAACUACACCGAGAUCUUGAAGUGGCUGCGAGAAAUCCUCGUGUGUCGGAACAGCUUUCUUCAGAAAAAUAGUGCUAACGCUAGUGUCGGAAACAACAAAACUAUCUGUAUACAUAUCAAGUUAGAGGUUGUGUUCUUUAUGUACCUUUGGAGUAUCGACAUAGACGCAGUCCUCACGGGGAUGUCUUGUUUCCACCUACUGUGUGAAGAGGCUGACAUCAGGUGUGGGGCGGACGAAAUGGCUGUCACCCAGCUCCUGCCUAACUACAAUGUGUAUGCUGAGCUGGCCCAGGCCAGUACUGUACUCACUACUGGUAAGGUGGCAUUACAGAAGAGGAUCAUGGCUUUAUUGAGGAAGAUUGACCAGCACACGUCAGGAAAUUCCCAGGCCUGGGAUGACACGUUUAGGAACUGGGAGGUCGUGACCCAGUAUCUGGAGACCUAUCCCAAGGAUCCAAAGGUCAAAGUUGAAGAAGGCAGCACGGCAGGGCUGGGAGACACUAUCAAAAUGAAACGGAAACCCCCUCACCAUGCCAACACGGAACACGAACUAGAGGACCAGUUAAACGAAUGGGCCAACAUGACAGGCUUCCUGUGCGCCCUAGGUGGUGUUCGGUUACAGAACAGACUCAGGAUAAGUGCGACCAUACCAGCAGGCCUUGACUCGAGAAAGAGCAGUCUAAUGCAAAGCUGUGCUGCCGAUACCCAGUAUUGCCCUGUUACACAAUUCAUUAGUAACCUACUGAAGCUGCUGAUUUGUCAGAACGAGAAGUUUGGUGCUCAGAUACAGAAACACGUCAAGGACUUAGUGGGACACGAACUCAACCCAGCCCUCUACCCCAUACUGUUUGAUCAGAUCAAAAUAUGUGUGGACAAGUUCUUUGAUCCCUCCGGUCAGGUGAUAGUAACAGACCUAAACACACAGUUUAUAGAGAAUGUAAUAUUUAUAAUGAGGAACAUCCUAGAAAUGAAGCAGGACCAGCCGUGCGAACAUCUUGGAGUGACCAGCAUAGAAAAUCUCAUGUUGGCCGUUGUCAGAUAUGUACGGCACCUCGAUUCCACGGUUCACGCUAUCCAGAUUAAGAUCAAACUCUGUCAGCUAGUGGAGGCCAUGAUGGUUCGCCGUGACGACCUCACGUUCCGCCAGGAGAUGAAAUUCCGCAACAAACUGGUUGAGUAUCUCACAGACUGGAUCAUGGGUAAUUCCCAUCAGGUCAACAUCGGCGACAUCUGUAGUAUGUCCAGGAAACACGAAAAGAGUAUAUCGGUGCGAUCGUCGGGAAUACAGCGUUAUAUACACCCCACUCAGUCCUCCUCGUCGAGUCAGUGCUCCACUAAGGCACUGUCUGUGCCUAGUCCUACUCCACUAUUUCUCCAAACCCAGCCCGUCGUAGAUCUUGACCAGGCCAGUAUGGAAGCUGUAGCGGCCUUGCUGGCUGGACUGCCUCUCCAGCCGGAGGAGAGUGACCGUGGUGAUCUAAUGGAGGCUAAAUCUCAACUCUUUCUCAAGGAUCACUUUGAGGUGUUGUGUUCCAGAUACCUGACCUUGUUCAUGAAUCUGCUGAACGAUUGUUCAGAAGAGGAACAAGACACGGCCAUGGACCCCAACAGGAAGCGUAGUACGUCCAAUCUCAGUGCGCUCAGGAACUGCACUGUACAGGCCAUGUCGAACCUACUCAACGCCAACAUUGACAGUGGCUUAAUGCAUUCCAUAGCCCUGGGCUACCACAAGGACCCUCAGACCAGAGCAGCCUUCAUGGAGGUGCUCACAAAGAUCCUCCAACAAGGCACAGAGUUUGAGACUCUGGCUGAGACUGCCCUUGCUGACCGAUUUGAACGUCUAGUAGAGCUGGUCACCAUGAUCGGAGACAAAGGAGAACUGCCUAUCGCCAUGGCACUGGCCACAGUGGUACCCACACAACAAAUGGAUGAGUUAGCUCGCGUUUUUGUGAACCUGUUUGAUGCCAAGCACCUGUUGUAUCAACUACUGUGGAACAUGUUUUCUAAGGAGGUGGAGAUAGCCGAUUGCAUGCAGACGUUGUUCCGUGGAAACAGCCUCGCUAGUAAGAUCAUGGCGUACUGUUUUCGAUUCUAUGGUCAGAACUAUCUCCGGGAACUCCUCAACCCUCUUAUCAUGGAGAUGUUCCAACUAGAGCGCCAACAGAAGGUCUCGUACGAAAUUGACUCAGCAAGGUUGGAGAGUGGAGAAAGCAUAGAAGAUAACAAGAAGUACUUAAUGAACAUAACCCAGAAAGUGUUCAACGUGGUGGUCGGGUCCGCCCAGCAGUUUCCGACCAAGCUGCGGAGUAUGUGCCACUGUCUGCAUCAAGUUGUAACACAGCGUUUCCAGCAAAACAGUGCCGACGCUGUGUGGACAGUCAUCGGAACUGUCAUCUUCUUGCGCUUCAUCAACCCUGCCAUAGUUUCCCCGUAUGAAUCGGGGAUAAUUGAUGAGGAGCCGACGCCCAAGAUUAAACGUGGUCUUACACUUAUGUGUAAGAUCAUGCAAAACAUUGCCAACCACCUCCUAUUCACCAAAGAGAACCACAUGCGGACCUUCAACGACUUCCUGAAGACCAACUUUGAGGCGGGCAGAAGGUUUUUCACCGAGAUAGCGUCGGACUGUGACAUUCCCGACCAAGGGAACCACAGCCUCUCUUUCAUUAAUGAUGCCAAUGUUCUGGCCCUCCACCGUCUGCUCUGGAACAACCAGGAAAAGAUCGGAGACUACCUCUCUAGCAGCAGAGACCACAAGGCAGUGGGCAGACGGCCAUUUGACAAGAUGGCCACCUUGUUAGCGUAUCUGGGACCCCCAGAGCAUAGACCACUCGACUCUCAUGUUGGAAUAUUUGCCACCAGAUGGAGCAGUAUGGACAUGACAAGUACGAAAUUCGAAGAAAUCAUGUCAAAACACAACAUGCACGAAAAAGAUGAAUUCAAGUCGCUUAAAAAUCUACACAUAUUUUACCAGGCCGGGACAAGUAAAGCUGGCAACCCAGUAUUUUAUUAUAUAGCUAGAAGAUAUAAAGUGGGAGAGAUUAACGGAGACCUACUUAUAUAUCAUGUAUUACUGACGUUAAAACCAUUCUACAACAAGCCGUUUGAGCUGGUCAUAGACUUCACACACACCUGUGCGGAGAACCGUUUUAGAACCGAUUUCCUGUCCAAGUGGUUUGUGGUGAUGCCGGAGGUCGUGUACCAGAACAUUGUCGCCUGCUAUAUAUAUAACUGUAACUCGUGGGUGAGGGAGUAUACCAAGUACCACGACAGAAUACUCACUCCUCUCAAGGGAAAUAGAAAGUUGUUUUUUAUUGACCAUCCUGCACGGUUGAAUGAGUACAUUGACCCUGAUCAGCAGAAGUUACCUGGCUCAACAGUGUCGCUGGAGGAGGAUCUCAAAAUAUCAAAUAAUGCCCUCAAACUCUCCCACAAGGACACCAAGGUCACAAUCAAGGUGGGUCCAAAUGCCAUCCAGAUAACUUCAGCGGAGAAACUACGAGUGCUCGGACACCAGGUCUUGCUCAACGACGUCUACUACGCUUCAGAAAUAGAGGAGGUUUGCCUCGUGGAUGAUAACCAGUUCACCCUGACAAUAUCCAAUGAGAGUGGACCUCUGUCUUUUAUCCACAACGACUGUGAUAACAUUGUACAUGACAUCAUACAUAUCAGGACGAGAUGGGAGCUGUCACAGCCGGAUACUGUGACGGUCCAUACCAAGAUUCGGCCCAAGGAUGUGCCUGGUACCUUGCUCAAUGUGGCCCUGCUCAACUUGGGCAGCUCCGAUCCCAGUCUGCGGUCUGCUGCUUACAACUUGCUGUGUGCCCUCACUCAGACCUUUGACCUGAAGAUAGAAGGUCAGCUGCUGGAAACAACAGGUUUGUGUAUCCCCGCCAACAACACCAUCUUCAUCAAGUCCAUCAGUGAGACGUUGGCCGCUAAUGAGCCUCAUCUAACACUAGAGUUCCUGGAGGAGUGUAUCCAGGGCUUCGGAAACUCCAACAUAGAGAUGAAACAUUUGUGUCUAGAGUACAUCACUCCAUGGUUACCGAACCUCACCAGGUUCUGUAAGCAUUCAGAUGAAAACAAAAGGCAGAAAGUGGCUCUGAUUCUGGACAAACUCAUCACCAUGACGAUAGAGGAAGUUGAGAUGUAUCCCUCAAUACAAGCCAAGAUAUGGGGCAACAUCGGUCAAGUGGCUGACCUACUGGACAUGGUCUUAGACAGCUUCAUCAAGCGGAGUGUGACUGGAGGACUGGGCUCUAUACAGGCAGAAAUAAUGGCAGACACUGCUGUGGCCUUGACCUCUGCUAAUGUACAGCUUGUGUCACGGAAGGUCAUAGGUCGUUUGUGUAGAUUGAUAGACAAGACGUGCACCUCCCCAACACCAACACUAGAACAGCAUUUGAUGUGGGACGACAUAGCCAUCCUGGCCAGAUAUCUUCUCAUGUUGUCCUUCAACAAUUCACUGGAUGUUGCGAGUCACCUUCCAUUUCUGUUCCACAUUGUUACGUUACUGGUAUGUACCGGACCGCUGUCGCUGCGAGCAUCAACGCACGGACUCGUCAUCAACAUCAUCCAUUCCUUGUGCACAUGCUCUCAGCUCAGUUUCAGCGCCGAGUCCACACUGAAGGUCCUGAAGCUGAGUCUGGCCGAGUUCUCCCUACCUAAGUUUUACCAGCUGUUUGGGAUCAGCAAGGUGAAGUCUGCAGCCGUCAGUGCAUUUCGCACAAGCUACAGACCAGGCGAUCGCUCAUUCACAAUGGCUGCUCCAGAACACGAGAAAAUGUCUCUCAGCUCCUUGGAGACGAUAGUCGAUGCCUUACUAGAAAUUAUGGAGGCAUGUAUGAAGGACAUUCCUAACUGUGAUUGGCUACAACAGUGGACAGACCUGUCCAGAAGAUUUGCAUUCCAGUAUAAUCCCGCCCUCCAGCCCAGGGCUAUCAUUGUGUUUGGUUGUAUCAGUAAGACUGUGACCGACUCCGAGAUCAAACAGCUCCUCAAGAUUAUGAUGAAGGCUCUGGAGUCGUUUAACGACUUGACGUUGAUCGAGGCCAUUGUGAUGUGUCUGACCAGACUUCAGCCUCUACUUAGAUCUGAUUCCUCUAUCCACAAGUUCCUGUUUUGGACGGCCAUCUCUGUCCUCCAGUUAGACGAGGUUUCUCUGUAUGCUGCUGGACUGGCCCUGCUGGAACAGAACCUCCACACGCUCGACAUCAUGGGCUUGUUUGACCGAGAGACAUUGGAGGUGAUUAUGAUGGAGACGAGAGAACCACUCGAGUGGGACUUCAAACAGUUGGACCAUGCCAUGGGGCUCAGCUUCAAGGAUAACUUUAACUUCGCCCUAGUUGGACACCUAUUGAAAGGAUUCCGCCAUCCGACACCCACCACUGUUUCCAGGACGAUACGGGUCCUCAACCAGCUUCUCUCAAUCACCGUCAAGUCUACAAACAGGGACAAAUUUGAGGUGACCCCUCAGACAGUUCCUUAUCUGGCAGCUCUGGUGUUUGUGUCGGAGGAAGUGAGAAGUAGGUGUCACCUGAAACACCGUACUAGCCAGUACAUGAUGACAGAGUCGCCCUCUAGUGACAGCCUCAGUGCCGAGCUCGCCCAACAGACGACACCAGGGAGCAGCAGCAGUUCUGGAAGCUCCGCCAUGGGAGCCCCGCCCCCGGCUCUCCCCCCGACCACACCCUCCACCCAGGUGGUGCCGGCCCCACCCUGCCACCCACCCACCACCGUAUGUAACACCCCACCAGUCAACACCCCCAUCACUCGCAGGCAGAAAAGCUGCGACCUCCUCGACCAGAACGCCAUGAACAACGCAUGUCGUACCUCCAAAGUCACACACCUACAACAAGCACAGCAGGCGAACAGUCCGAAGGGCUGGCGGAGUCUGGACAUUGAACCACAGCGACCACCUCUCUACAAAACAAGGAGCAGCUCUAUGCCAAUUCCAGGCUCAAAGAAGGAAGCAGGCAAAUCAGGCAUGACUCAACCUCGGAGUGGGCGUGGCUCCGUCUCCAACGAAAAUAAUGUGCUGCUCGACUCCGAGGUUUUGACCGACUACCCAACACAAGUUUUAGUUCUAACUGUGCUGGCCACCCUUGUCAGAAACACCACAGACGAGAACGAGGCAAGAAUUAUCUACGAGUAUUUAGCCGAGGCCUCCGUGGUUUUCCCCAAGGUGUUCCCCGUCAUCCACAGUCUAUUGGAUGCCAAGAUCAACAAUGUGCUGUUACUGUGUCAUGACCAGGCAAUCCUCAACGCUGUUCAGAGUAUUAUACAGAAUAUGAUAGCCGCCGAGGACGCCUCGCAACAGCAACUGUCAUACCUACAAAGUAUUGGAUUUGGAGGCCUCUGGAGAUUUGCUGGUACGUUUGCAAAGUGUGCCCAAAGUAACGACACCGCAGAGCUACUAGUCAACUGUCUAGAGGCCAUGAUGGUUGAGAACUGUCUCCCUGGUGAUGACCUCGACAUCCUUAACCCCUACCCCAGCUCCUUAGGGAUCUCCUCCAACCUCAACCUGUCCAGUUCCAUGUCCAGCCUCAGUGUCAGCAGCAUGCAUUCCCCCACUGACAAGGACACUGUCGAGAAAAACGGUACCGCGCCCAGCAAUCGCAUGCGACACGGGUCUGCCAAUAACAUCCAAACCAAGAACCGAGCAGGAAGCUUUAAACGCAAAGACAGCAAAAAGAAACUGGAACCCAUCGAAUGAGGAAUGUUUCUUGAUUAGAGUGUAAAUUAUUUAUCUUGUAUUUUGAGUACCAAAGCUACUGUCUCGCGCAAAUUUUUGAAGAAGAAAAAAGGUCAAACUUUUAACAUGUAUACUGAUGUGAGCCUUCAGCGACCACAGGAAAUACCAGAUAUUGUGAAUUGCCAUAAAUAUUGUAAAAUUAUCAGUUAAUAGAGACUGUUUAUUUUACUACAUUGUGAUGUAGUUGCCAUUGGUGGUUACGAAAUAUGUAACUGUAGGAACAGAUAGUUGGACAUUUUGUGGCCAUGGCAACAGUUGUUUUCAUAUAUGUUGCCAUGGUUACAGAGUGUUAGUGUUGGCAACAGAUAGUUGAACAUUUUGUAGCAAUGGCAACAGUUGUUUUCAUAUAUGUUACCAUGGUAACAGAUGACUGUGUAAUCUUAAUGAGUCAUACAUAUUGAGGCUAAAAAUGUAUAUUCAAGACUUUGAAUAACUUGUGUACAUGAUAAAUUAUUUAACCCAUUCACCCCUGAAAUUUUAUAAUGAACUAUUCCAACCUUUGAUUUGGAAGAGUUAAAAUGUGUCUUCAGAGGUGAAUGAGUUAAUUAGAACACACUAUAUUUGCCUAGCUGUAUAUCUAGUCAACCAUACCAAACGAGAGACGAAUGAAAACAGUCUGUGUUUCUUUUUCCUCAUUAAGUGCUGUUUACAUAGAGAAACACUGUGUUCUGUGUGUGUUGUGACAAACAAUCUCUGUUGUCAAGGCCCCUCUUGUAUCAUACAUCUCUAGAUGAAUCUUGAGUUUUCCUCAACUUUUGAGAUUUUCCAUUGAAUUAAGGUGUAGGGUACCAAUGUGUUAUAAUCACAAAGAAGAGCCCCAAUUCAGAACUGUUUUUUUUUUUUAUUUAUAUUUACUCGGAGGAUUUUCCCGUACAUUUUGAAGAUAGACAACUGAACAUUUUUUUCUGAUUUGAGAGUUACUUCCCCUUUCUAUGUAUUCAUCUUUCAUUUUGAUUCUGUGAUGUACUCUUUGCCUUAAUAUCAUGUGAAAUUUUCAUCAACAUUGAGAUGUGUCAUGUAAGUGGGGCCAGGAUUAUGUAGGGUUUAUUUUAUCAUUCAAUUUUGAAUUAAAUAUCUCAAUAAUUGAAAGUUUAUUAAAAGUAUAUUAAUAUGACAAGUUCAAAAACAACCAAAUGUAUGUUUUAAAGUUAGUGUUUUAUAAAAGUUCUUUAAAAGGACCUUUGAAUGAUCAUACUUUAUUUUUUGUUAUAAGUGCUUUUAAAUCUUUUUUUU
Mizuhopecten yessoensis (Yesso scallop) is the source of this 9884-nucleotide messenger RNA. RefSeq names its product neurofibromin-like. The record is from RefSeq and is a predicted model, not a curated record. Gene Ontology annotation, biological process: regulation of GTPase activity. Lineage: Eukaryota; Metazoa; Mollusca; Bivalvia; Pectinida; Pectinidae. The transcript has 64 exons. Bases 51 to 8612 code for a protein of 2853 amino acids.